This is a messenger RNA of Haemonchus placei, 750 nucleotides long. NCBI's taxonomy places the organism in Eukaryota, Metazoa, Nematoda, Chromadorea, Rhabditida, Trichostrongylidae. The record is from the annotation of a GenBank genome assembly.
UAGGGCUUGGAAAGAUUACCAGGUAGCCGUUUGAGUGAACGUUUUAUAUUCAGUGUAGGAGUUCGAACAAUUUCUCUCCUUUCCUUUUUGUGUUUUUUCUUCUGUUCGAUUGCUUUCGCUUCUCUAGCCGAUGCUCCUCGUUUCACCAGAUUGAAUGUUAUUGAGCGUCCUCCGAACACAUCAUCGUGUUCCUCAAAUUCGCCUUGCUGCUGCAUGAGCGCUUUCUUCGACGCUAAACUCGAUGACUCCUCUUCUAUUGCAGUUUCCAUUACGUGUUCGUCCAGGAACCUUCGGGCACUCUCCGUCGAAUCCAAUUCAUGAAGUACGAAUUUCUUCGGUUUGUUUACCAAUCUAGCAGCUCUGCAGGGAAUGCAGCGAGUAAAGCAGCAAAACAUAACAUCACAAAAUCGAAUUUACCUCUCUGCUUCUCUCUUUAACGUCUUCUCUUCGUAAAGCUGUUUUUGGCGUUCCAGUCUCUCUUGUUUCCUACGGGCUUUCUCUCUUUCCCUUUUCUUUUUUUCAGGCAAUGUUUCCUCGUCGGUCUCGCUACCGCUCUCACUGCUACUACUAGCAGCACUUUUGAUCCUUUGAUGGGUGCCUUCAGUCUCAUCAUAAAUAUCGGGUAAUUCCGACUGUUCAAUGACUUCUUCGUCCUUGUUCUCAAAAUCGUCGUCCGGGAUCUCUACCGCCUUCCCAGCAUUUUCCUUGUGUUGUAUGGCUAUAUUUCGCUUGAACAGCUCACAAUUUUGA